Molecule: messenger RNA, 1722 nt
Organism: Lynx canadensis (Canada lynx)
Lineage: Eukaryota; Metazoa; Chordata; Mammalia; Carnivora; Felidae
Gene: LMO2
Product: LIM domain only 2
Exons: 4
Coding region: 4-951 (315 amino acids)
Biological process (GO): positive regulation of transcription by RNA polymerase II
Cellular component (GO): nucleus
Molecular function (GO): transcription coactivator activity; DNA-binding transcription factor binding
Source: RefSeq, a predicted model, not a curated record
CUGAUGCUGCUGCUGUUUGUAUUGCUAAUCCCCAGGAGCCCCGUUAAAAAAAAGGGGGGGGGACCGGGCAGCUGUCUCUUUAAAUGUGAUUUCCUUCUAUUGUAUUUGAAUCGUGAUCAGGAAAAAGGAAAUGAAACCAGAGACAGAGGGAAGCUGAGCGAAAAUAGACCUUCCCGAGAGAGGAGGGAGCCCGGGGAGAGAGGCACGGUCCCCUCCCCGCCCCCAGGCCGCCGCCCCCUCCCUGCCCUCGGCGGCGAGCCGCGCGCCGCGACCCGGGCCAUAGGGAGCGCGGUGACUGUCCUUGAGCGCGGAGGGGCGAGCUCGCCGCCGGAGCGCCGGAGCAAGAGGAGGUGCAGGAGCGGCGGCGGCGGCGGCGGCGCCCGAGCACCCGAGGGGGUCCGAGCCCCGGCAGCCGGCCAGCCCCGCGCCACAAAGGGAGCGCCCCCGCCGCUUGGCACGCCACCUCCCUCCCCAAUGUCCUCAGCCAUCGAGAGGAAGAGCCUGGACCCGUCUGAGGAGCCAGUGGAUGAAGUGCUGCAGAUCCCCCCGUCCCUGCUGACAUGCGGCGGCUGCCAGCAGAACAUUGGGGACCGCUACUUCCUGAAGGCCAUCGACCAGUACUGGCACGAGGACUGUCUGAGCUGCGACCUCUGCGGGUGCCGGCUGGGCGAGGUGGGGCGGCGCCUCUACUACAAGCUGGGCCGGAAGCUCUGCCGAAGGGACUAUCUCAGGCUUUUUGGCCAAGAUGGUCUCUGUGCAUCCUGUGACAAGCGGAUCCGUGCCUAUGAGAUGACGAUGCGAGUGAAAGACAAAGUGUAUCACCUGGAAUGUUUCAAAUGCGCCGCCUGUCAGAAGCACUUCUGUGUGGGCGACAGAUACCUCCUCAUCAACUCCGACAUAGUGUGUGAACAGGACAUCUACGAAUGGACUAAGAUCAAUGGAAUGAUCUAGGCCCGAGUCCCCCAGCAUUUCUGAGGGGUGUUUCACUGAAGUCACUGUCUCCGUAGGGUCUUCACUCUUGGGCACUCUGGGGAUUGGAGGGUGGGAUGAGGCAUUUCUUAGGGGAUGGUGGACCCUCUCUGGGCACCAAGCCACAGCAUCCAAGUGACAUAAUACAAGGGACAAGACUUAACUAUGACAGGAUGAUCAGCCUUUAGGGAGAGCUUAUGGACAGUGGCCACCGCCUAUGCAUAGUCACUGAUAAGAUUAGUAAAGGAAAGGAGUGUUGGGCAGGCAGGCGCGUGCCAUCAUCCUAGAACUUCACACUUACGGAGAGGGAUGUGUGCAAAGGACCUUGACCCUUGACAAUUAGAGAUGUGCAAUUGAUUUCUUUUCUUCCUGGCUUUUAUGACAGCCCUGCUCCAAUCACUGUCCUCCACACAAGGGAAGGACAGAGAGGAGAGUGGCCAUCCUUUCUUCUUGGCCACCUUCCCAAGGCCUUAAGCUUUGGACCCAAGGGAAACUGUGUGGAGACACAUUUCAGUUGAGAAUGGAAACUGCAACUUUUAACCAAACAAUUAUUUAAAGCAAUGCUAAUGAAUCACCGUUUUUAGACACCCUGGUUUUGAGGUGAGGAGUUCCACAGAUUGUUUCUAUAUGAAUGUAAAUCUAAAAACAAAAGUUGUUCAACUAUUUUAUUAUCUUAGAUUAUAUCAAAGUAUUUGCUGUGUGUAGUUAAAAAAAAAAACUCUGCAGACAAUAAAAAUGACAGACUAAAAUGAA